Messenger RNA from Oncorhynchus mykiss (rainbow trout), 5727 nucleotides. RefSeq names its product glutamate metabotropic receptor 6a (gene grm6a). Gene Ontology annotation, biological process: G protein-coupled receptor signaling pathway. Gene Ontology annotation, molecular function: G protein-coupled receptor activity. The record is from RefSeq and is a predicted model, not a curated record. Lineage: Eukaryota; Metazoa; Chordata; Actinopteri; Salmoniformes; Salmonidae. Gene Ontology annotation, cellular component: membrane.
GAGAGAGAAAGAGAUAGAGAGAAAGAAAGAGCGAGAGAAAGAGAGAGAGAGAAAGAAAGAAAGAGCGAAAGAGAGAGAGAGAGAGACCAUCCUUUUAAAUUUGAUAGUGAUUUGAAGCGUCACAGUUGUGGGGAAUACGGCACAUUUUAGUGUGAUGCAAUUUCAAAAGCCUCGAAAGCAACUUAUAAAGACUUUAAUCCAAUUAAUGACACAUUGUUUUCAGAGCUAUUCGUCACAAGCAAGUAUCGUUCUUGAUGUUUGAUAUAGUUUAAUCGAUGACAACCGCAAAUUGCUUUCGGAGAGUGUGAAAAUGUGAAAUAUUUUGUUGAGGCUGAUCUGCGUUUUGGAAUGUUUCAAUGACUGCGUAUUUUUAGGAGCAAGUUCAAGAAACAUCAAGAUGGAAUUUCCAGCAGGUGCUUCAAGUAGAGGGUAAAGACACGUGCCAAUAAAGUCAUAGCAUCAUGACAUCUAAAUCCCCCCCAUCUCUACACUACCACCACCAGUAUGGCAUGGUUUGGCCAUUUGGAUGGGGUGGCUGUCAUUCCACCACGUGGCCUCGCCUCCUAUGGAUGUUGUGUGUGGGGAUGAGCCCUGGGUCCUGGGCCUCCCAUCAACACUUCCAUCCCCACUCCAUCAAGAUCCCUGGAGACAUCACCCUUGGAGGCCUGUUCCCCAUCCACGCCAGGGGGCCUCAUGGCCUGCCCUGUGGGGAGAUCAAGAAGGAGAAAGGCAUUCACCGCAUGGAGGCUAUGCUCUACGCCCUGGACCAGAUCAACAGUGACCCGGAGCUACUCCCCAACAUUACUCUGGGGGCCAGGAUCCUGGACACAUGCUCUAGAGACACCUACGCCCUGGAACAGUCGCUCACCUUCGUCCAGGCCCUCAUCCAGAAGGACACCUCGGACAUACGCUGCUCCAAUGGAGAGCCGCCCAUCAUCCGCAAGCCUGAGCGUGUGAUAGGGGUGAUCGGGGCAUCAGCCAGCUCUGUGUCCAUCAUGGUUGCCAACGUGCUGCGUCUAUUUGAGAUUCCCCAGAUCAGCUAUGCCUCCACAGCCCCAGAGUUGAGUGACAAUAACCGCUACGACUUCUUCUCGCGUGUGGUCCCUCCUGACUCGUACCAGGCCCAGGCUAUGGUGGACAUAGUCAAGGCAAUGGGCUGGAACUAUGUGUCUACACUGGCAUCAGAGGGAAGCUACGGGGAGAGUGGAGUUGAUUCCUUCCAGCAGAUCUCGAGAGAGGCAGGAGGUCUGUGCAUCGCACAGUCUCUUAAGAUCCCACGGGAGCCCAAGCCGGGAGAGUUUGACAAGAUCAUUAAAAGGCUGAUGGAAACUUCCAAUGCCCGGGGGGUCAUCAUCUUUGCAAAUGAGGAUGACAUCAAACGGGUUCUGGAGGCAGCGAAGAGGGCCAACCUCACGGGUCACUUCCUGUUUGUAGGUUCUGACAGCUGGGGUGCCAAGAGCUCCCCUAUUCUAGACCAGGAGGACGUGGCUGAGGGAGCUGUCACCAUUCUACCCAAGAGAGCCUCUAUUGAAGGCUUCGACCAGUACUUCACCUCCAGAUCGUUAGAGAACAACCGUAGAAACAUUUGGUUCGCUGAGUUCUGGGAGGACGAUUUCAGGUGUAAACUGACAAGGCCAGGCAUCAAAAUAGACAGCGAAAAGAAAAAGUGUACAGGAGAGGAGAGGAUAAAUCGUGACACUGCCUAUGAGCAGGAGGGGAAGGUGCAGUUUGUAAUCGAUGCGGUCUACGCCAUGGCCCAUGCCUUGCACAGCAUGCACCUGGACCUGUGCCCCGGCGCCAUGGGCGUCUGUGACAAGAUGGAUCCUGUGGAGGGCCGGUUGCUGCUCAACUAUAUUCGUUCUGUGAACUUUAACGGCAGCGCAGGGACAGGAGUUCUAUUCAAUGAGAAUGGAGAUGCACCAGGACGAUAUGACAUCUUCCAGUACCAGAUGUCAAACACUACCAUUCCUGGAUACAGAGUCAUAGGUCAAUGGACCAACAAUCUGCGACUCAAUAUGGAGGAGAUGCAGUGGUCAGGUGGAGACCGUCAGAUCCCUGACUCAGUGUGCAGUUUCCCCUGUAACCCUGGAGAGAGGAAGAAGAUGGUGAAGGGUGUGCCCUGCUGCUGGCACUGUGAGCUGUGUGACGGCUACCAAUACCAGCAGGAUGAGAUGACCUGUGAGACCUGCCCCUUCAACAUGCGCCCUACGCCUAACCGGACGAGCUGCCGGUCCACGCCCAUCAUCAAGCUGGAGUGGCACUCCCCCUGGGCCAUCAUCCCUGUGUUCCUGGCCAUCCUGGGUAUCCUGGCCACCUCCUUUGUUGUCAUCACCUUCAUCCGCUUCAACGACACGCCCAUCGUCCGCGCCUCUGGCCGGGAGCUCAGCUACGUCCUCCUCACGGGCAUCUUUCUCAUCUACCUCAUCACUUUCCUCAUGAUCGCAGAGCCAGGCGCAGUGGUGUGUGCGUUCCGCCGGCUGCUGCUAGGCCUGGGCAUGGCCAUCACCUACUCCGCCAUGCUCACCAAGACCAACCGCAUCUACCGCAUCUUUGAGCAGGGCAAGAAGUCUGUGUCGCCACCUAAGUUCAUCAGCCCCACCUCUCAGCUGGCCAUCACGUUCAUCCUCAUGUCUGUACAGCUGCUAGGGGUGUUUGUCUGGUUCGCUGUGAUACCACCCCAUACCAUCAUAGACUACGAGGAGCAGAGGCCUCCCAACCCGGAGAUGGCCCGGGGCGUCCUCAAGUGUGACAUGUCCGACCUGUCGCUAAUCUGCUGCCUGAGCUACAGCAUUGUCCUCAUGGUGACCUGCACUGUCUACGCAGUCAAGAGCAGAGGGGUACCGGAGACCUUUAACGAGGCCAAGCCCAUCGGCUUCACCAUGUACACCACAUGCAUUGUCUGGCUAGCUUUUGUGCCCAUCUUUUUUGGCACGGCACAGUCCACAGAGAAGAUGUUCAUCCAGACCACCACGUUGACAGUCUCCAUGAGCCUGAGUGCCUCUGUGUCUCUGGGGAUGCUCUACAUACCCAAGGUCUAUGUCAUCAUCUUCCACCCAGAGCAGAACGUACAGAAAAGAAAGCGCAGCUUCAAGGCCGUUGUGCAGGCAGCCACCAUGUCUACUCGGCUCUCCCAGAAGUCCAACGACAAGCAGAACGGAGAGACGCAGAACAAGAUCGAGCCAGACAGAACACAGUAACUGAAGUGUGGCCAAUAAUUUAUCCAGAGGACCUACAUUUCACUAAGGAGCAGGAGAUGUUAUUGAAGGCCAUGCAGUAGGGAGAGGAGGCCUGUCUUUAACAGUAACUAGGUACUUCACUGGUCCACUGGAUGUCAAUGGAAUGAAACUGCAACAAGGAAGUGUUACACCACUUCAACAAGAACUAGAAUGAACUUAAACUGGUGUCAAAAUGUUAAAGACUUCCAAAAGCCCACAUUAAAAAUGGGAGGGGGUGGAGUCAAACUGUACCCAUCCGUUAUCAACCAGUUAGAUUUACAGCAUCACAACGAUCAUCACAUUGAAACACAUCUGGAUACUGAGACACAGCAAACAACAAGAGGUGUGGACCAAGGCCACCACAAUGUGAGACUGAUAAUGUACUUUUCUCAGUAUUGUGCUGUUUUAAUCUCUUUGCUCGCGGUUCUAUUACCUUGACAUUCAAACUUGCUCCAGAGGACAUGUUGUCUCCAUUGGAUCAGUUGUAUGCUUUGUUCAUCAACAUAUCAACAUGAGUUGUUUUUGUGUGAAUAUUUUUGUCCAUAGAAAUCUACAGUGGAGCGCUGCAGAGAUGCUCAGACACUGCAAUAAAUGACACAGAUGCCCCAGUUAGAAACUGACCUAAAUGACAGUGAACUAUUUUGUAGUGAACCACAUGCAGUGAUACUAUUUGGCUUUGUUUGCUUAAUUUCAAACUUAACUUAGGUUAUACGUUGUUUGAGAUGCCCCAACAAUAUUUUGCCCCUGUUAUUUUGUCUCCUUACUGUAUGUAUGUGGAAGUAAUGUACAAAGCUGUAGUGUAGACUGUACCUGGAUCAAUAUAGUUAUUUAUCAACUCAUUCAAUAAACCGUGUUGAUUUUUAUUCAUCUUUAUAUCCUUAUUUUCCCUGAUUUACUUUCAUUUAGACGCUUUUCUUCUUCACGUUUGCACUUUUUAACACCUUAUCCAAAGAUUUACUGAUGUUUUCUCACAAAAGGCCCAAAUGUUGUUCACAGGAUGAUCUAUUAUAAGGUCGUAUCUACAGAGUAACCAAUUUGUAUUCAUACUGUACAAUUUAAAGUACAGAAUGGAUUUUCAUUCUCUCCCUCAUCCAGUCCAUAACUACAGUGUUAUUUUUUAAAGGGAAAUCCUAAAAUUAAUUUUUUAUUUGUACACCUCUCAUGGUUCCUUGGGCAUUUUUGCAUGUGCACAGAAUAAAAUCUGACAUUUUUAUAUGAUAAAGUAUACACAUUAUAGACUUGAUUCAGAUAAUGAUGUCAAUAGGGUGUUUAUAAAGGUCAUGGCAAAAACAUGUCUGACUUAUGUCUGAAUUCAAUGUACUGUAUGUGUGAUGCAGAUGAGAGCAUGCCUAUGAUCUUCAUGUCUUUAAGCACAAAGACUCCCCAUCACAGAAAGCUAAUGAAGGGAAAGCAGCCAUUCCUAAUAUCCGGUGGGUUCCCAUGUAUUGUCAAAUCAUAUCAGCACUGAUAUAGAGCACAGCACAGCUUCAUUUUCAGUUAAAGUUGUCAUAAAUUAUUUGUGGUGGAACAUUGUGUUUUUGCAUAUAUGGUGAUCACAGAUGACAAAAGUAUUGCUUGUAUAGUGGCAUCUAAAUUUAAUCUCAACAUAAUUGACAAGGAAGCAAUGCGUAUUGUUGAUGACAGGACAUCUAUUUAUCAGAAAAAGGGUUCUCUCCCAUGACCAGAAGUAACAAAGUACUGUACAUGUAAUUUUGGCACAUACACUUUAGACAUGAGGCACACUGAAUAUCUGGGUGAAUAUUCACAAUAUUUUACCCGACAGAAUAGUUCACUGUACCCAUGUGGUGGUUAACAGAAUCCAUGACAUUGAUACAUUAUCAUGGCGACUACUUCUGGGAUUGGCAGAAGGUCUUACAGACAUAACUUAUAUUAAAGCACAACAACCGAUAACAAAAAAUAAAAGAGGUUCAUAAUGUGUGGAGAAGCAGCUUCAAUUACAUUUUGCUUUAAGCCUUUAAUAGCUCAUGCAAUUAGUGCAUUAAAACAAACAACAAGGAAAUGUUGUAUACAUUAAAGUUUUUCUGCUCUCUACAUAUAGUGUCAAGUAUGGCAUAAGAAUAGAAUACAAGUAGAAACCAUCUUGAUUGUGGCAAGUUUCAUUGUUUAUGUCAUGCUUUAUGCAUGGUGCUAUCACCUAUUAUUUAUCAAUACGUUUCAAUUAGGUUAUGCCACAAUACCAUUAGUGAUUCCAAAUAAAGCAUUAGGAAGAACCACUUAGUUGUUUAUACAUGCAAAGACUACAAUGUCCUCCUCUACACGAAACUCAGGUGUUUUAUUUUGCAUUUGGAUAAAGGACAAUCUCUCAUUGUAAAUGUCACACUCUGUAUGGGUAGUUCCUAUUUGUAAAGAAAGCUGUUUCCUUAGGACAGAUACAAGGCAUAAAGGUAUUAUGUUCAAUAUAUGCCUAUGACUUGCCUAGUUAAAUAAAGGUCAAAUAAAAAAUCUAAUAAAAAAUGCCUAUGAUGAUGCAUGUUGGAAUAAAUGUUUUAAU